AUGUGCUCGAUGGCCAAGUUGGGGCAUAGACUGCUUAGCGGUAUCGCUUGGCUGCUGCUACUGCUCGGCACACAAAUAAUUUAUGUGGAUUAUGCUGGGGCGGAUUAUGAGAACACUUGGAAUUUAUAUUACGAGCCACCUUGUUGCACGGGCGCAGCAGCUGUUGGCCAUCACUUGCGGCAUCACAAAGAACAUGUCAGGGACUUUAGCUGCGGCCCGUUGCACUACAAAACCUUCUACAUGGACGAACGCAACAAUGCGCUCUACGUUGGUGCAAUGGAUCGCAUAUUUCGUCUCAAUCUGCGCAACAUCAGUCAAUCCAUCUGUGAGCGCGACGUUUUAAUACUGGAACCCACCGGCUCCGACAUCCUGAACUGUGUGUCCAAGGGCAAGCGAGAGAAGGUAGAGUGCCGGAAUCACAUUCGCGUCAUUCAACCGAUGAACUUCAAUGGACACCGACUCUACGUGUGUGGCACGAAUGCACACAAUCCCAAGGAUUAUGUCAUAAAUGCCAACUUAACACAUUUACCCAGAUCCCAGUACGUGCCCGGCAUUGGGUUGGGCAUUGGCAAGUGUCCCUACGAUCCCGCUGACAACUCAACCGCCGUCUAUGUGGAAAACGGAAAUCCCUUUGGUUUGCCUGCGCUGUACGCCGGAACCAAUGCCGAGUUCACCAAAGCUGAUUCUGUAAUAUUUCGCUCGGAUCUGUACAACUUUACCAACGGUCGUAAAGAGGCCAAUUUUAAGCGAACCGUCAAAUAUGACUCCAAGCUAUUAGACAAACCGAACUUUGUGGGUUCCUUCGACAUCGGUGACUUUGUGUACUUUUUCUUUCGGGAACACGCUGUGGAGUACAUCAACUGUGGCAAGGCUGUCUAUUCGCGUGUGGCACGCGUCUGCAAGAACGAUCGCGGUGGCAAAUACAUGAUCAGUCAGAACUGGGCGACCUAUUUAAAGGCGCGUAUGAACUGCAGCAUCUCGAGCGAGUUUCCUUUCUACUUCAACGAAAUUCAAUCCGUUUACAAGAUGCCCAACGAUGAUAGCAAGUUCUAUGCCACAUUUACAACCAACACCAAUGGACUGAUUGGCUCCGCGGUCUGCAGCUACGAUAUACGGGAUAUCAAUGCGGCCUUUGAAGGCAAGUUCAAGGAACAGGAAAAAUCGAAUAGUGCCUGGCUGCCCGUGCUGAACUCGAAAGUGCCGGAUCCACGUCCGGGCACAUGCCACAACGACACCGCAACAUUGCCGGACUCGGUGUUGAAUUUCAUACGCAAACAUCCGCUAAUGGACAAGGCGGUCGAUCAUGAAUUUGGCAAUCCGGUAUUCUACAAACGAGAUGUAAUCCUCACCCGCCUCGUCGUCGACAAAAUACGCAUCGACAAGCUGAACCAGGAGUUCCUUGUGUACUUUGUGGCCACCAGUCAUGGCCAAAUCUACAAGAUUGUGCAGUUCAUGCACUAUGGCCAACGGCACUCGAGUCUCGUGGACAUCUUUGAUGCCUCGCCCCGCAACGAACCGAUCCGUGAGUUGACACUCAGCCAGAAGACGGGCUCCCUCUAUCUGGCCACCGAUCAUCAGGUCAAGCAAAUCGAUCUGGCCAUGUGCGCCCGUCGAUACGACAGUUGCUUCCGCUGCGUGGCCGAUCCCUAUUGCGGCUGGGACAAGGAGGUCAACGCCUGUCGGCCCUAUCAGCUGGGCCUGCUGCAGGAUGUGGCGAACGAGACAUCGGGCAUCUGUGACACGAGCGUGUUGCGCAAACGUGUCACCUCCUCCUAUGGCCAGACCCUGCAUCUCUCCUGCUUCGUAAAGAUGCCCGAUGUGCUGCGCAAGAAGCAGACGCGCUGGUAUCAUCACUCCACGGAGAAGGGACGCUACGAGGUACGCUACACACCCACCAAAUACAUUGAGACCAAUGAGGGCGGCCUUGUCUUGUUGGCGGUGAAUGAGGGAGAUGGCGGACGAUAUGAUAGCUAUUUGGAUGGCACCCUCCUGUGCAGCUAUGGCGUUACUGUGGAUGCUCACAGAUGUUCGCCGCCAUCGCAGAAACAGGACUACCAAAAGAUCUACUCGCAUUGGUGCAACGAGUUUGAGAAAUACAAAUCAGCCAUGAAACAGUGGCAGGCUAAACAGGAGCAAUGCGGCCUGAAGGACAAAACGUCGACAACCAGCAGCAAUGGCAAACAUGUCAACGAUGUGUUCAGCAACGACGCCUUGGUCUGACCCAGAACCAGCAAGAAUAACGACAAGCAGGUGAUAACUGAUUAAGCAGCACCCAGAAAGCAGUGACAAGAGCCGAGCAACCAACUACAAAGACUGAAAUUUUUAAGCUUUUGAAAGACAAUAUUUCAAUAUGUUUUCAAUAUGUUUGCUUCAUUUACAUAAAAGUACUCGUACUCGUACUCGUACUCAUAUUCGUAUAUAAACAUUGUUUAGUGCUCUUCGUUUGGCAUUCGAAUGUAAUCUUAUUAUCUAAGAUAAAAACAAAAAUCAUCAACAUGCAAACAACAGCAACCAGCAACAACAAUACACACAGAAACACACAAAACACAACUAGCUAAACAAGUGUUAAGUAAACGUCAAAAGUUACUAACAAAAGGAUCCUGCCAUCAUGAAAAUGGAAAAUACGGUUUUACAUACAUAGAACAGAGUCUCUAUUUCUAUUUCUACUUCUAUUUCUAUUGCGAUCUCUCUUCAAAAAGAAUCACGAAAUUAUGCUAAGAAUAUCUUUACAAACAAAAAUGAUAGAAAAGAAAAUCCACCUACAUGACAUGAUACUCGUACAUAGAAGCUGAACAGGACUACAAGGAGCAGCAAACGAAAUAGAAUUACUCGACGAAUUUUCCCUGAGUUUGUGUAUAUUUUGUAAUGCAUUUGGGUAUCUACAUGUUUCUACUUCCGUUUCGUGUUUCUGUUUCUUUUUCUGUUCUUGUUUCUGUUUCUGUUUCGAUUGUUAAAGCACUUUGGCAAAUCAAAUGCAAAGAUUGUGUCGCUUGGCCAUGGGAAAGAUCAUAAACGAAUUUGUAUAUUAACUAGCAAUAUUUGUUUAAUAAUUGUAGCAUUAGUUAUAAAAUACUAUUAAAGCUAUGUAUAAAUAAGUAGUUUUUAAAAUAACAACAUUAAUACAGGCUCUGGCGUACAUUGUAUUUUAUGGAACCAAAUUUCAAGACAUUGCCAACAGAUUGAAUACGCACAGCCCAACUUCAGGCUAUUGUCUCUAGGUUAAGGCUAUGUAUUGUAUAUAAUGAUGCUUUAGUUAUAAUUCAUAAACAGCAUUUACAGCAAGUAAGGAUAUCAUUUGAAUUAAAUAUAACACAAGAAAAUCUAAUUGAAUAAAGCUAAAAAUAAUAAUAAUAGAAAUAGAUAUAGUCCUGGUCUUGGUCUUGGUCUUGGCAUAUAAAUUGAUAAUUUAGUGUACGCUGGAACUUUGGUUGGAUUGUUUUAUUUUUAGACUAUGAUUUUGGACAAGUUUAUUUUUGGCUGAAAAGGACACGCCGACGGCAUUUUGGCCGUUUUUGUACAGAUUGGUGCGUUAGCCUGAUGUUUACCAUAAGCAAUAUAUAUGCAUAAAUCCACACACACACACACACACACACACAUAUACACAUACACACAGUUACUGCAUUGAGACCAAAAUGCUCAUUUACAUAUACACACAUACAUAUAUACCUAAGUAGAGAGUAUAUUUAAAUAACCAUAGCUUAAGUAAGUUGGUGUGGCAAAUACAUUUUACUAAUGUCUUACGAAUGGAAAAUGAAUUGAACUCAGAAUUGAGAGCGCAUCUAGAGCUAUAGUUACAUCAUAGAUACAUACAUAAAUAUAUCAGAUACUGCCAGACAAUUCCCCUCUCUCCACCAUAAAUAGUUCAAUAUGCGAUAAAAAAAAAAAAAAAACAACGUAUCUUACUAUCAACAAUAUUGAAAUGCAAAUACAUGGAAAACUAAACGCUUCUCUGAUCGGAGGGCCAUGGAAAUUGGUCGUCUAGCAAACGAAGAAAAGAAAAGCCCAUAGGUACUUAUACGAUUAUAUGAUGGUACUGUAGGUAUAUCCGUAAUUUAAUAAAUAAUAUUUUUCUAAAGGUUUUCUCAGACAAAAAAAAAACAAAAGAAUUUUAAUGUUUCCAUCUAGAAGUUAUUCACACAAAACUUUUAGCUUAGUCCUCGAAUAAAUAUUAAUUAUAAUGAUGAUAUGUAUAUCCAUUGUAAAUGAAAUAAAUGAAAAUACUCUUAUUGUAUUUUGUCAGCUACUAAUGCUCUGAGCUUCUAACUUGAUACACAGCAAGUUUCUUUUGCUUUUGUAGACAUUUGAUUUGAGAAUUAAUGUAAAUAAUUUAAUGAUUAUGUGAAAUGUUUUGUAUGACAAUCACAUGAUGUUGAGCAAAUAAAAAUGUAUGUAUGCAGACCCGUAAUUGAAGCAAAUUGCAAUAUCAUUAUUUAAUGAAUUCAGAAUGCAAAUAAAACAAAUAAAAUAAAUGAGAAAACAAAAACAAAAACAAAAGUAAUGAAUUACAAACUUAACAUAAACACUAUAUAUAUAAUUAUACAUAUACAUACUUUAUAUAGUUAAAAUAGCAUAAUAACAAAGAACAAAAAGGUCCUUGUAAAAAAGAAAAAUUAAUCGCAGCGUUUUACAAAGUAUUCAAACAAUAAACAUAAUUCGCGCUUGAAAUACAUUUGCAUAUGUGUAUGUCUGUAUACAGUUUUCUGUCUAUGAUAAACUAUAAUAAAUAUUUAAAGAAUUAUUUAAACAAAAGUACUAAAGAGAAAAAUACUAAAAACAAACGAAAUAUAUUAUAAAACACAGCUGCCCAGAGGAACGUAUCAUGAGCUAUCUUAAUAUUUCAUUAAAACAAAUAAUAAUUAUAUAAAUAAAAAAAAAUGAUAAUGAAAACUUACAAUUAAACAAAGAACUUAGCUGUAAAAAUAAAAGAAAAUGCAGUAAAUAAAUGUGAUAAGAUUCUUUAAUAGAAA
Molecule: messenger RNA, 4967 nt
Organism: Drosophila innubila
Lineage: Eukaryota; Metazoa; Arthropoda; Insecta; Diptera; Drosophilidae
Product: semaphorin-2A
Exons: 14
Coding region: 1-2220 (739 amino acids)
Biological process (GO): semaphorin-plexin signaling pathway; axon guidance; neural crest cell migration
Molecular function (GO): chemorepellent activity; semaphorin receptor binding
Source: RefSeq, a predicted model, not a curated record